This is a messenger RNA of Lentinula edodes (shiitake mushroom), 984 nucleotides long. RefSeq lists its product as uncharacterized. Lineage: Eukaryota; Fungi; Basidiomycota; Agaricomycetes; Agaricales; Omphalotaceae. The transcript is spliced from 2 exons. The record is from RefSeq and is a predicted model, not a curated record. The annotation marks the transcript as partial.
CAGAUUCUUCUCGUGUCUGGCCUCUUUCCUCUGUCCAAAUCCAAGCAUUCUGCCGAAGAUUAUCGAUCUUGGUUAACUCUAUUCCUUGGGUCAGUGACCACAGAUAUCUACUUCUUUACCACUCCAGAGCUUGCAGAACUUGUCGCAGAUGUCCGCGGAAGCCUUCCAAUCAUCAUAAACACCACCUUUUCAACUCCUUUUGAUAUCCCACCACUCGCGAAUCUGAAGGUGUCCUAUGAACGGAUGCAUGCAAUAGACCGCGAGCGUUCACGCCACUCUGCCGAACUAUACGCUAUUUGGAACGGGAAGCCGUAUUAUCUGGACGAAGCGGUGAAGAACUCUGAAAAGCAGUAUUCGUAUGCAUUCUGGAGUGAUGCGGGGAGCUUUAGGAGUGACCAUGUGUAUCGGGGCUGGCCGAGCAGUGCCCGUAUAGAGGAAGUCUGGGACGAGGGCAGUAGAGUGAGCGGUGUUGCAAAAGAAGACUUGUUGUUCUUUCCUAUGUGGGAGCCUCCCCAUGCAAGCAUGAAAGACUGGCAGGAAGCACUCGGUCCAGUGGAUACUGACUUCAGCUCAUUUUUCGGAGGAUCCCCUCAAACCGUUCGCUGGUGGAAGGAGCUCUUCUACCUGUAUCACGAUUAUUAUCUCUCUCAAGGCAUCUUUGUUGGCAAAGACCAGACGUUGAUCAAUGCUCUCUUCCUACUCCAUCCCUCUCGAGUUAUCACCGUAUGGGUCUCUGAUCCGGAUGCUCCUGCGCAUCAAGGUCUCGUAUCGUCCAUUGAAGGACCUUUGGGAAGCUGCGGUGAUAACUGGUAUUACUAUCAGUUCUGGCUCUCAGACGUGCACACCCGGAAUCAGAUGCGCAAACUGUGGAACUCGAAAUCGUGGUUUCAUUGGUGGAAGGAGCGUAGUACUUGCCGCCUUACUCGGACUUUGUCUAUCAAAGACGUAUUAAAUCACCGCUUCGGUGCCAACUGGACCCCUCCU